UAGACCUCAAAUCAAAAGGGACAUACAUGAUCACGUCCAACAAAAAACAGAAUUUUCUUUUGACUAUCGAAACAAGAAGAAUAAUCAAUUACCUUUUAUAACUUAAAAAAAAUCACCAUAAACAUUGCCCCUGUCUACUCGUGAAAACAACAACAACAUACAUACAUACAUACAUACAUACAUACCCUCUCUGCCUAUUUAAAUACCAGUCGUGUUUUGCUGUUCCUCGCCAAACACAAACGUUGCCUAUUUAAGUUGUUCACCAGUCAGUUCUUGCUAAGCUGAAAGAUAUGGAUCUCUUUCUUUCGUAUCUACUUCAGAUUGUAAUCCUGUGCAUUUCUCUUCCUCUCAUCGUCCGCAUUUAUAGACGCAAAUCUUCUUCCCGCAAUCUUCCGCCAGGUAGAAAAGGAUGGCCCAUCAUAGGUGAAACCCUGGAAUAUGCCCUGGCGAGUAAAAAUGGUGAUCCAGACAAGUUCAUUGCUGAUAGAAUGAGCAAAUACUCACCAGAACUGUUCCGAACCUCCUUGCUUGGAGAGAGCUUUGCUGUGUUCUGCGGCCCUUCUGGGAACAAGUUCUUGUUUUCAAGUGAGAACAAGUAUGUCACCACCUGGUGGCCACACUCGAUGGAACGAAUUUUGCUUUUUCCCCUCGACGUCGAGUAUUCUACCAGAGUAGAAACCGCCAAAAUGCGUAGCUAUCUCCCCGAGUUUCUCAAGCCAGAAGCUCUACAACAUUACAUACCUAUAAUGGAUUCUUUGGCUAAAGAACACUUGGAGACAGAUUGGUUUCCUCACAAACAAGUUAAGGUUUUCCCAUUGACGAGGAAGUACACCUUUGCAUUGGCUUGUCGGUUGUUUAUGAAUAUCACAGACCCAGACCAUGUGACCAGAUUCGGGAAUCCCUUCAGUCUUGUCACGGCUGGCCUCAUAUCCAUUCCCAUUAACUUUCCAGGUACAGCUUUUAGCCGUGCCAUCAAAGGUGGCAAACUCAUUCGCGAGGAGCUUUUAUCCAUCAUUAGAAAGAGAAAGAUGGAGCUCUCAGAGAAUAAAGGGUCGACACAAGUAGACUUGUUGACUCGCAUGCUCCUUAUAAAAGAUGAAAAUGGCAGGGGAAUGGAGGAGAAGGACAUUGCUAAUAAGAUUAUAGGUUUCUUCAUUGCCAGCCACGAUACGGCAAGCACUGCAAUUACAUUCGUCCUGAAUUACCUUGCAGAGUUUCCCCAUGUCUAUAACGAGGUCUUGAAAGAACAAAUGCAGAUUGCAGAGUCCAAAGGUCCUGAUGAGUUGUUGAAUUGGGAUGAUAUUAAAAAGAUGAAGUAUUCUUGGAAUGUGGCAUGUGAAGCAAUGAGGUUAGCACCACCUGGUCAAGGGGCAUUCAGAGAGGUCACGUCUGAAUUCACUUAUGCAGGUUUUACAAUUCCAAAGGGAUGGAAGACCUACUGGACGGUAAGUUCAACACACAAAAAUCCCAAAUAUUUUCCUGACCCAGAAAAGUUCGAUCCUUCAAGAUUCGAAGGAAAGGGGCCUGCACCAUACACUUUUGUACCGUUUGGAGGAGGACCUAGAAUGUGCCCGGGGAAAGAAUAUGCACGAUUAGAAAUUCUCGCUUUCAUGCAUAAUGUGGUCACCAAAUUCAAAUUGGAGAAAGUAGAUCCAUACGAAAAGAUUACAUACAAUCCAUCACCUACUCCAGUGAAUGGUCUUCUGGUUCGUCUCGACCCUAUGAGUUAGCUUGUAUGAAAAGUUAAUGGUGACUCGAUUAUGUUAAAUAAAGCUUGUACUAGCAGCUGUCAUCCCUUAAAGAGUACACCUUCAGCAACAUAUACCUUUGUUAUCCAUCUGCAAGAUCAAUGUUUAGAGAUUUCUAUCGUGUCUUACAGAUGUUGUAUUUGAGAGAGAAUUAAUUUAAGUACUUCAAUUUCAUUUGGUAAAAUAUUUUCU
Molecule: messenger RNA, 1940 nt
Organism: Juglans microcarpa x Juglans regia
Lineage: Eukaryota; Viridiplantae; Streptophyta; Magnoliopsida; Fagales; Juglandaceae
Product: beta-amyrin 6-beta-monooxygenase-like
Exons: 3
Coding region: 291-1730 (479 amino acids)
Biological process (GO): sterol metabolic process
Molecular function (GO): heme binding; iron ion binding; oxidoreductase activity, acting on paired donors, with incorporation or reduction of molecular oxygen
Source: RefSeq, a predicted model, not a curated record